Messenger RNA from Penicillium egyptiacum, 2250 nucleotides. The record is from the annotation of a GenBank genome assembly. Lineage: Eukaryota; Fungi; Ascomycota; Eurotiomycetes; Eurotiales; Aspergillaceae.
AUGAAGCCCGCGAUCUCUCGGUUGUCGCUGUUGGCGAUUAUCUUCGGUUUGGUGACAACAAGUGACAGCAGUUUGAUCAACAGAGCCCCCACGCUGCCGGCAGAAGAAGAGGAUGGAUUGACUGCCACAGUAGGAACCGGGUUUACACUUUGGCUUGGUGAUGGCGAGUCUUGCGCCGCUGAAACUAUCACCAAAACUUCUACGCAGACUGGAAACAUUUCCCCAGGCUCCACCACAAUUACUAUCACUGAGGCUACUACCAAGAUCAUAAGUGGUUGUCGGAAUGGCCCUACACUGAGUGCCAAUGCCGAUGUUGACAUUGGACCGGUAGCUGUUUCUGCAAAUGCCGCCGCAGCACUGCCCGGAAAUGGACCUAUAAAGACGAUCACAGAUUACACAACUAAGGUCAUUACCCAGACAUCGUGCUCAUGCGCAGAUGACUCAACUGCUACGCCGACCACCUCAAGCGCAACCGUGGCAAUUACCUCGAGCGUACCUGAGGCAACUGACUCAACCGCGCCUGGGACGACCAGCUCAAGUGUACCUGAGACAACAACCUCGAGCAUGCCCGGGACAACCACCCCAACGACGUCGACGGCUAGUGGUGAUUUGACUACCACUCCCCCAGGCACGACGACUCCAACAACCACUACAGUGAUAACCAGAACAACGUCGAGCUCUGAAAGAGUUACCACUGUUCCAGUGUCGAUAACAUCAGCGACCACUACCGGUGGUUCAACUGUCACUAUUCCAAAUACCACUGUCACUCUUCCGGGAACGACACUUCCAGGGACCACUGUCACGACAAUCAUUACUGAGUCUGCCACCAGCGUUACUACGUCGGAUGGUAGUAGCACUUUACCCUGGUCAACCCAUACCACAACUGUCACUAUCCCAGAUUCACAAACAACAGAAAUAGUCCCUUCAUCUAGUACUGCCACCGUUACCGGGCCUGGUACAACCUUGACUCAGAGCUCUGGCAGCACAACGACGGUAUCUGCCUCCGUAUGCUCCAGUCUUAUCAGCAAUCCAUCCUACACAUCCCCGGCCGUGUCGCCAGAUGACUAUACCUGGGGGUGCGCACCCGGAUAUCUCUGCAAGCCACAUCAUACAGGGGACCGCUCGGAAUGCACAGUUGAAGCAGGUCUUCCCGAUCCCGGAUACGUUUGCACCCCCUCAGACUGCAUUGUGGCUCCGCCUUUGGACGUUCAUCUGUCUUGGCAGUACAAUGUCUCGAACAACUAUUACAACCUCAACCCGGAGGACUUUGGUCUUAAUUACUCUAUCUUCCAGUUCUCGGAAGACUCAGGCGCAGCGAACGGUAAGCGCGACAUGUCCUUAUGGGACUUCGGUGUUGCCCAAAAGAUGAAAAGGGUCGACAUAACGAAUAUCCCUACUGUUUGUUACAAUGAUUGCAACGAUGCUGCACGUGAGCCGCAAGCGCUUGGAAAGACACCUGAGCUUUGCGAGAGUGACUCGGCGUUCAUGGAAAACCUGGAUAUUUGCGAGCAGUGCAUUACCAACAACGCUGAACCUGGCUCUAAUCAAUAUUCGUCCAGAAUGUUGCCGACCUUUGCACAGUGGCUGAAUUUCUGCUCCGAUAUGGUCACUUCCACAACAGGAGAAAGUGCCACUAGCACUAAAAUGGAAAUUACGGCGACGAGCACCCAGAUCACCACUACUACUAGCACGGAAGCAUCGACAGCAGCCACAACUACGAGUUCUCAAACUAGCAGCACUGAAGCUACGAGCACUGAGCCCACAAAUCAUUUUAACGAUGAAAGCACUGCCACCACUGGGACCGAGGAAACAUCCAGCCCAGUAGAGACAACUCAACUAGUCACUCCCAUCACAACCUCAGCUUCCGGCUCAAUUGUGACAACCUCGGUGUCAGGUUCACUUGUGACAGCUUCUUUCUCUGGAUCUGUUCUAACAAUCUCAACGUCAAACUCCCUCGUGACAAGCUCAGUACCUGGAUCGAUUGCGACGACAUCAGUAUCUGGCGUGCUUAUCACAACAUCAUUGCCUGGUUCAAUCAAGACUGUGUCAAGCACUCUGGAAACAGGUGGUGGCGAUGACAGCACAUCUCACAAUGCUUCCGGUAGUCCAUCGGGCUCGGUUCGCGGAAGUCAGACUAGUUCGGCAACUCCCUCUACAUUUUCUCCGGCCUACAACGCGGCAAGAUCUAUGAGUAUCCCUCAUAUUGGGUUAAUAGGUCUUUUGUGGGCUGCUUUCGCGCCACUCCUUUAA